AUGGGAGCUUUUUGUUCCUUAUGUGGUAAUGAUAAAAACCAAGAAGAAUUAAUUCCAUUAAAACCGGGUCAAAAGGCAGAACAUAAGCUUGUUUUUGAUAGACAACAUUCAAAAAACUUAAAAGAUAAAAAUAAAGCAGCAGAAUCACAAUUUCUCGAUAAAUCAGUUAAAGAAAUUAUGGAUAAACUUAGUUCUGAUGAUGAUAAUGCAUCAGAUCCGCUUGAUCCAGAAGAUGCAAAAGAAUACGAGGCAAUUUUAAAGGCAAUAGAAAACCAGCUAUCAGACUAA
Trichomonas vaginalis G3 is the source of this 288-nucleotide messenger RNA. RefSeq lists its product as uncharacterized. The record is from RefSeq and is a predicted model, not a curated record. Lineage: Eukaryota; Parabasalia; Trichomonadida; Trichomonadidae. The transcript has a single exon. Bases 1 to 288 code for a protein of 95 amino acids.